This is a messenger RNA of Mizuhopecten yessoensis (Yesso scallop), 1029 nucleotides long. RefSeq names its product fos-related antigen 2-like. Gene Ontology annotation, biological process: regulation of transcription by RNA polymerase II. Gene Ontology annotation, molecular function: DNA binding; DNA-binding transcription factor activity. The transcript has 3 exons. The record is from RefSeq and is a predicted model, not a curated record. The coding region runs from base 481 to 1014 and encodes 177 amino acids. NCBI's taxonomy places the organism in Eukaryota, Metazoa, Mollusca, Bivalvia, Pectinida, Pectinidae.
UUGGCAAUCUGUCAGGUUAUCGACGGCUCUACUGUAGUUCAGACAGGCUGUGUCCAAUAGUAUUCUCUCAACUACUUUGGGAAACUUCCGAAACGCCCGAAUACAUGUUGGGAGGAAAUUUCCAGCAAUUAUCAACAAACAAGCGUGCUUUUGUUGACAAAAAUUACCUGACGUAUAUACACAUUUGUUGUGGCCAAUGUAAACAUUCUGAGAAACGGAGAAGAUACCUCAUUGUUGUCUGGUAUAGUGACGUCAACACUAAAGGAACAUUUACGGAUUCAAAAGGAUCGUGUAGAUUUCUGUGGCGAAUUAUAAAUAAACCAUCACCAUGGAUAUAUUGAAAUAUAACCCUUUAUAAAUAAUGUUGGAUGAUAGUGCCUUUCAUCUGUGACGUCAUUAUUCGGACUAUACAGACUUUUUAAAAUACCAUCGUUGUACUUAAUAAAGUCGAGGAUAUUCGGCUGACCACUAACUGAUACGAUGUUUGCCGGAGAAGAGGUGCGUCUGAGUUCGCCUAACACUGAAUUCCAAGAAAUCAACAAUUCUCGAUUACAACAGGAUGAUGAAUUACUGCUGGCGCUUAGUGAUGAGAAGAUCAAAUCGGAUCUUCGUGAGAAAAUCCGAAAAAGACGCCAUUCUGAAGGACUAGGAGACCUCGAGGUGAAGUUUUAUAAACCGAAGGAAUAUGAAAUGAGACCAGAGGAAAAAAUGAAAAGUGAGUCAAGGAAAGCACGGAACAGAAGAUCGGCACGAGUAAGUCGUGAUAAAAGGAAAAGACAAGAGGAAGAACUGAACAAGGAGAUAAAGGACCUGGAAGAGGAAAAUCAGAAGCGGAAAAACUAUGUCAUUAACCUCCAAAACUUUGAAAAAAAGCUGCGCCUGAGGUUUGCUGAUCAUCUCAUCCGAUGCAAGUCGGCGGAAGUGACGCACCUCCGCCAAGCCGUCAGAAAUAACAAUUUACAAAACUCGAUUCCAGGCACGGUGAUUGUUGGACAGACCGUUAACUACACAUGAACGUUGGUAUUAGGA